Molecule: messenger RNA, 1101 nt
Organism: Sander lucioperca (pikeperch)
Lineage: Eukaryota; Metazoa; Chordata; Actinopteri; Perciformes; Percidae
Product: complement C1q-like protein 2
Exons: 8
Coding region: 37-873 (278 amino acids)
Molecular function (GO): protein binding
Source: RefSeq, a predicted model, not a curated record
GACGGCCCAGUUCAACAGUAAGCUGCCAGUGUGAGGAUGAAGAUCUCUGUGAGUUUCACGCUGUUGCUGCUGCUCGGCUCCGUCCCCGCAAGUGAAGGUGUUGAAUGCCAGCGGGCUUUUCCAGAAGACAUCUACGCUGCUCUGAGAGAAACAACCGCAUCGUUGGUUCAACUGAAGGCUGACGUAACGUUGCAGACUACAGAACAAGCAGCACAGCUGAAGACUGAAGUGGACAAGCUGAAGCAACAGCAACAAGAACAAGCAACACAGCUGAAGACUGAAGUGGACAAGCUGAAGCAACAACAGCUAGGUCAAGCAGCACAGCUGAAGACUGAAGUGGACAAGCAGAAGGUUGAAGUGGACAAGCUGAAGUCUGAAGUGGACAAGCUGAAGAAACAACUUCAAGAACAAGCAGCACAGCAGAAGACUGAAGUGGACAAUCUGAAGCAACAACAGCUAGUCCGACAGGUUGCAUUCUCAGCCUCUCUGGUGGCUGGAGGUAAAUCAGGCCAUGAAUACACUACCGGACCCUUUCCCACAAACACUCUUCUGAUCUACAAACACGUUGUCACCAACAUCGGAAAUGCCUACAACUCAAACACAGGUUUGUUCACUGCCCCGGUGAGAGGAGCGUACCACUUUGAGUGGUGGAUCAUUGAGGACUACGGCGGCCGCGCUGCAAGUGCUGUGUUGGUCAAGAACUCAGAGAAUGUUUUCAUGGCAUGGGAGAAACGUGGGAGUGUUUCUAAUGGUGUCACGCUGUUGCUGGAGGUGGGAGACGUCGUGUUUAUGCGUCUGUUGGCUAACACUGUGGCGCGUGACAACGAUAAUCACCACACCACCUUCAGUGGUCAUCUGCUGUUCACCAUGUAAGACAGAAACAGCAGCUCUGUGAUAGUCACACAGGUUGUUGUUGUCUUGAACAAGUCUUCAUAGCUCUUCAUUGAUUUAAACUGAUUUCAUCUGCAUCCAAAUAAUAAUAAUAAGUAAUAAUUGUUGACAGGUAUCUUUUUUUUCUUCAAAUUUUAAAGUGAUUAAUGUUUCUGAUUCUCUCUUGUUUCUGUCAUUUUAAUCAAAUAAACAUAUAUCAUUGCAAUUACA